This is a messenger RNA of Rosa rugosa (rugosa rose), 1046 nucleotides long. RefSeq lists its product as uncharacterized. The record is from RefSeq and is a predicted model, not a curated record. Lineage: Eukaryota; Viridiplantae; Streptophyta; Magnoliopsida; Rosales; Rosaceae. The transcript is spliced from 3 exons. Bases 451 to 723 code for a protein of 90 amino acids.
UUAUUACCCGUUAACUAAAACUCAUUUCUUAUUUUCCUGUUUCGGCAACCAAGAGCAGCCUCCAUCUCUCUUUUCUUCGAGCAGCCUCCAAACCCAAAACCCAGAGAAGCAUUGGGCGAGACCUCCCCAAACCCAAAACCCAAAUCACUGUUCGAGCUUCUUCCACUGCCUUCCUCGAGACCUCCCCAACUAUGAGUAUAAAUGAUGAGUCCCAAUUUAUGGAGGAAAGAGGAGAAGAUCGCUUGAUUGUAUAUUUAUAAACUAUGCAUAAUUAACUAGUUCUAGUUGCUUUGAUAAAAAGUUAAAAAAAAAAAAAAAAAAAAAAAUCUAUUUACGUGUUUUAACGGGUUCCAACGGAAAACCCGCAAACCCGUUAAGAACCCGCACCGUACCCGCACUACUGUUGGUUUCACUGAAGCUCCUUUUCGUGAGAAGCAGCAAUCGAAAGAAAUGAGGGGGGGUUUGAUAUGGGCAACAGCAGAGGACUUGUCGAAAAACAGAGGACGCGUUCUGUCUCUGUAUCGGCAGAUUCUGAGAAGCAUCAAUUCUCCGAAUCUGCCUCUGAAUUUGGCAGCAAGACUCGCCAAGAAGGCAGAGGUGCGCGCCAUCUUUAUGCUGGCUUCCGAGGAGAGGUCCCUGCACAACAUUGAAGACCUUGUUGAUGCUGCCAACUACUCUCUCUCCCUCUUGAGGAAAGGAGAGAUACCCAAGUAUAUUCAAUGAGGGUUUUGAGUCUCCUUUGGUAACUGUUGCAAGAGUUGGAAUGCAGUGAAAUGCUUAGCUGCUCUUCUUUUCACGGUGCAUGAUGGACAAACUGAAACUGGUCAUAGCUGUAGUCAAAUGCAAAGUGGAAAUUUUGGUGUUCAUUGAUCUUUGUUUGUUGCAUAUACAUACAAUGAAUCCAUUAGUUUGAGUUGGUAGUCUAAUAUUAUUUUCCUUCCUCCCAGACUUGUACAAGUCAUAAUCUUUGCUACAUAACGAUGAUCUACUUUGUCAAGAAAAUUGAUUUAUUAGAUUAAAUAAAUAUGUUGGAUCAAUUGAAGUUC